Messenger RNA from Symbiodinium pilosum, 346 nucleotides. The record is from the annotation of a GenBank genome assembly. Lineage: Eukaryota; Dinophyceae; Suessiales; Symbiodiniaceae.
GAUUGCCAACACUCACAUGUCUGAGGCGAAAAGCACAUCGGAUGCUGAAGGCGCUGCUGCCGCGGCCGCUGCAGAAGCAGCAGCAAAGGAAGCGGCCGAGCAAGAAGCUGCCGCAAGGAUAGCUGCAGAGAAAGCGGCAGCAGCGGAGAAGGCAGCUGCUCAGAAAGCUGCAGCAGAAAAGGCAGCUGCAGAGAAGGCAGCUGCGGAGAAGGCCGCAGCAGAAAAAGCAGCAGCAGAGAAAGCAGCAGCAGAGAAAGCAGCAGCAGAGAAAGCAGCAGCAGAGAAAGCAGCAGCAGAGAAGGCGGCGGCAGACAAGGCGGCAGCAGACAAGGCAGCAGCUGACAAG